CCGCCCACAGUUAAGAUGGCGGCGGCAGGCCAUAUGCGGGGGCUGCUCCGGGUCCCUCCGGGUUGGCGCUGCGGCUCCUGCCGGGCUCGCUCCUCCGCCGCCGCCUGUCCCCCGGCCGGGCAGGUCCGCCAGGCCUUUCUCCGCUUUUUCCAGGAGCAGCACGGACACCGGCUGGUGCCCUCGGCCCCGGUGCGGCCCCGCGGGGACCCUGGGCUCCUCUUCGUCAACGCGGGCAUGAACCAGUUCAAGCCCAUUUUGCUGGGCACAGCACAUCCCCGAAGUGAACUGGCACAGUACCAGCGUGUGGUGAACAGCCAGAAAUGUGUUCGCGCUGGUGGGAAGCACAAUGAUUUGGAUGAUGUGGGCCGAGAUGUUUACCACCACACCUUCUUUGAGAUGCUGGGGAACUGGUCCUUUGGGGAUUACUUCAAAGAGGAGGCAUGUGGCAUGGCAUGGGAGCUCCUAACACAGAUCUAUGAGAUCCCAAAAGACCAUCUCUACAUCACCUAUUUUGGAGGAGAUGCCUCACUGGGUUUGAGCCCAGAUGAGGAAACCAGGGACAUAUGGCUCAGCCUGGGGGUGCCUCCCAGUCACGUGCUUCCUUUCCCACUGAGGGAAAACUUCUGGGAGAUGGGUGAGACGGGCCCUUGCGGCCCCUGCACCGAGAUCCACUACGACCAUGUGGGUGGCAGCAGGCACGCGGCAGGACUGGUGAACCAGGACAGCCCUGAUGUGGUGGAGAUCUGGAACCUGGUCUUCAUGCAAUACAGCAGAGAGACUGAUGGGAGUCUGCGUCCAUUGCCCCAGCACCACGUGGACACGGGGAUGGGCCUAGAAAGGCUGGUGACGGUUCUGCAGAGCAAACGCUCCAACUACGACACAGACCUCUUCACCCCCAUCCUGGAUGCCAUCCAUAAGGGCUGCGGGGGGCCUGGGUACCAGGGCCUGGUGGGGGCGGCCGAUGUCGGGUCCGUGAACAUGGCCUACCGUGUGGUGGCGGAUCACGUGCGCACCCUGUCCGUGUGCAUUGCCGACGGCGUGUAUCCCGGCAUGUCCGGGGCCGAGCUGGUGCUGCGCCGCAUCCUGCGCAGGGCUGUCCGGUUUUGCUUUGAAGUUCUCCACGCUCCGCCUGGGUUCCUGGCCAGCUUGGUUCCUGCCGUGGUGGAGGUUCUGCAUUUGCUGGAGUUGCCACAGAGAUGUCAUGGAACAGCGAAUGGGAGGAGAGGUGGAAUCCAUGCAACAUCAAAGGGCUGGAGAGGUGGCUGUGAAACGGGAGAUACCUAUCCGGAGCUGAGGAAGAAUACAAAUCAGAUUAUGAAUAUUAUCAAUGACAAUGAGGCUGCAUUUCUCUCUUCCCUCCUGCGGGGGCGGCGUAUCAUUGACAGGACUCUGCAGCAGAUGGGUCCCUCCAAGCUCUUCCCAGUGGAGGUGGCCUGGUCUCUGUAUGGAAAUUUGGGGUUCCCCCUAGAUUUGAUUGGCUUGAUGAUUGAAGAAAAGGGGAUCCAAUUGGACUGGGCAGCUUUGGACCAGCUAGCCCAGGAAGAUGCUAAGCGGAAAGCUCGGACCCACCAGGCAGAACAACUGGAAGGCUCCGGCGUGCGAUUGGAUGUGCAUUCGCUGGCUCAGCUGCAGAGGGACGGUGUGCCUACUACUGAUGACUCACCAAAAUACGCCUACACGCUCGGGCAGAACGGGAGAUAUGCAUUUAGCCCGUGCCAGGCCACCAUCUUGAUGCUAUACAAAGAUCAGUCUCUUCAGAAGGAGGUUGGAGCAGGCCAGCGCUGCGGAGUCCUCCUGGACAGGACCAGCUUCUAUGCAGAACAGGGAGGGCAGGCACAUGAUCGGGGCUACCUGGUGCUCCUGGGACAACAGGACGUACUCUUCCCGGUGGAGUCAGUUCAGUUCUCCGGUGGCUACGUGAUCCAUGAGGUCACAGCCCCCGAGACCCUGCAGGCUGGGGAUCAAGUGCUACUCUUUGUGGAUGAGGCUCAGCGGCUGGCCUGCAUGGUGAACCACACCGCCACCCAUCUGCUGAGCUUUGCGCUCCGCCGUGUCCUAGGAGACCAGACAGAACAGCGAGGGUCCCACGUGACUGCUGAGCAGCUGCGAUUCGACUUCAGUACCCAGGCCCCAGUGACCACGCAGCAGCUGCAGGAAGUAGAAGGUGUGAUCCAGGAAGUGGUUGACCAGAAUGAAAUUGUCUAUAUGGCGGAAGUCCCCCUGGCUCUGGCAAGUGGCAUUCAGGGACUCCGGACCAUGGAUGAGGUGUAUCCAGAUCCGGUGAGGGUGGUAUCCGUGGGGGUCCCCAUAGAAAGUGCACUGAUGCCCAACUCUCAGGCUGCGAUGCAGACUUCUGUGGAGCUGUGCUGUGGGACGCACUUACUGCAGACAGGAGCUGUGCAGGAUCUGACCAUCACCUCCGAGCGUCAGCUGGUUAAAGGGAUCAGUCGCAUCAUCGCAGUGACCAGGGAGCAAGCCAAGCUGGCCCGGGAAGUAGGCCAGUCCUUGGCUAAAGAAGUGGACUCGCUCUCUGCACGGGUGAAACAGGGAAGCUCUUCCCUUCCUGAGGUGCAGAGCCUCUCCAAGGAGGUGGGCCACCUGACUGAAGAGGUGGGCAACACUGUGAUGCCUCAGUGGCAGAGAAGGGAACUGCAGGCCAUUCUAAAAGCCCUGCAGAGAGCAGCAAACACAGCAAUUCGAAAACUAGAAAUCAGACAGGCUGCAGAGAAGGCACAAGGCCUGCUGGAGAAGCAUUCCAAGCAGCCAGUCAUCAUCGAUACCAUCUCGUCCGACUCUCUCUCAAUCCUCAUGAAGGUGGUGAACCAGCUUUGUGACAAGUCUCCUGGGGCUUCAGUGUUGCUGCUCAGCCCGCAGGCGUCCGGCGAGGUGCUCUGUGCCUGUCAGGUGUCCAAGAGUGCCCUGCCCACGUUUUCCGCAGCGGACUGGGCCCUGGCUGUCUGUACUCACAUGGGAGGCAACGCAGGGGGCUCUGGCAUUGUUGCCAAGGGUACUGGGAACACUAAGGACCUUCAGGGGGCCCUGACUGCUGCACUGGAGUUUGCCCGGAGUAGACUGUGAAGUAAGGAUGAUUCCUUGUUUUGUGGGGUCAGCUGGAGCCAGCAGAGCUGCCAGCCUCCAUCUCCAGGAUGUUGCCACAGAGCUCUCCCUUUGCUGCAUCACAUUUCAGCCUCUGACCAGCUCUGUGUCUUGGGUGGCUUAGCAGCUCCCAUUGCUGAACGCUGCUGCCAAGCACUGUGGAUCAGGGAUAUCUGGCUUCCUGCCACCAGGAGUCAACACAGGAAUAGGGGCCAGAGUCGGCCGACCAUCCUGCCCCAUAGGACUGACUGGAGGAAGCAGCUGACUCUGCUUCUCGCCGUCUAGCCUGGAUUCAUGGAGAUUGUCACAGAAGGAGCCAGUAUUUCUCCGGCUUGCAGGGAGGUUGUGGCUGCUAGAGGGGUGAUCCUGUGCCAUGGCUGGGAGAGAUUUACCGCCAUGUGAGCCACACUCACAAGGAAGCUCUGUAGGGGAGAAGGGGAACUGUGCAGUGGUAUCCUGAAGCUAAUAAAGAACUGAGAUUGGCUGAGCUGCUGACACUUUUUUUUCUGAUUAGCUGCAGUUUUCUUUCUGGCCCAGUGCAGCAAGGCCUCAUGGGAGUUCUGUCCCUGCAAACCAUACCCUCAGGAGCUGCUUUAACUCUUCUCCUAGCAGUGCUGUUCACCUUCAAAGUGCGGGUCAAGGACACGCUCCACCAGGGCCAGUAGCGUAAUAGCAUCGUCCCCAUCUUACAGAGAGGAGAGCCAAGCAGCACAGAAACUAGACUGGGAAAGUCCUCUAGCUCACUGUAUCUGCCCAGCCGGUGCAGGGUAGCUUCUGCAGUGUCUAGGGCUGGGUCCAGUUCCAGGUGAUGGGGUUUGCAGCCCUUUCCCAGGGGAGCUCAUCCUGCAGCCCCAGAGAUAUCAGUGUUAGGAUUGUGUUCUGGCUAUUCAGCCUGUUUGCUUUGUGUGCAUCCAAUUAAACCUCUUCUUUCCCACUCCA
Messenger RNA from Gopherus evgoodei (Goodes thornscrub tortoise), 4035 nucleotides. It is a transcript of the gene AARS2, whose product is annotated as alanyl-tRNA synthetase 2, mitochondrial. Gene Ontology annotation, molecular function: nucleic acid binding; ATP binding; alanine-tRNA ligase activity. Bases 16 to 3078 code for a protein of 1020 amino acids. Gene Ontology annotation, cellular component: cytoplasm; mitochondrion. Gene Ontology annotation, biological process: alanyl-tRNA aminoacylation; tRNA modification. The record is from RefSeq and is a predicted model, not a curated record. The transcript has 23 exons. NCBI's taxonomy places the organism in Eukaryota, Metazoa, Chordata, Testudines, Testudinidae.